Falco peregrinus (peregrine falcon) is the source of this 10110-nucleotide messenger RNA. RefSeq names its product kelch repeat and BTB domain containing 2 (gene KBTBD2). Gene Ontology annotation, molecular function: protein binding. The transcript has 3 exons. The record is from RefSeq and is a predicted model, not a curated record. The coding region runs from base 7077 to 8948 and encodes 623 amino acids. Lineage: Eukaryota; Metazoa; Chordata; Aves; Falconiformes; Falconidae.
GGGGGUUCUGGAAGGGGCAGGCAGGGUGAAGUGUGCUGGAGCUGCGCUGCGGUGGCACUGCCGCCUCUCGGAGCUGCCCACCGUCCCUUGGCGAUCAUGCCUGGUUGUGUGUGUAUGCGUAGUGCUGGUAGCUGCAGUGGCUGAGGGUGGGCUUCGGUGGAUCUGAGGGGUCGGGUGAUUCAUAGUGAGCUCCUAUAGACUAAAUAUAUCCGUAGUAUAGUUUUGAAGUUGGCCAUCUGCAUGCCUGAGACUUUUCCAGCGUUUACGAUUAUUUCUGUUGUGAACGGGGUAGGUACCAGCUGCUUUUGAAAUAAGUUUAAUUAUGAUUUAGAAAUGGAUUUGUGUUGUACUUGGCAUCUCCCAUUUUUAGAGGUUUGCUUGCAAAGCCACAGCUGGGCUUUUUGUGUUACUUUGUGAUGGAAGGGCUGUGUGCUCUUGUGAGCUCACCUAGGGCUGUAUCUACAUGAUUUUGUUCAAGGUGAUGUAUUUAGGAGAUCAUUAAAACAUAUGAUCAGCUUAGUUCAGUUUCUCAUAAAUGCAUCAGGAGAAACAGGUAGUUUUUAACAUUUAAUAUACUCAGAUGUGUAAACCAUGUAGAUCUGGGUAUAGGUGUCACACCGCUUUCCUAAUUAUUUUGGUGUGUGAAGUAAAAGGGUCCCAUUAUACUUGGUGGUGCGUAACUAGCGUCUUGCAGGAACAGAACAAAUUGGAAUAAAGGAUGUUGCUGCUUAUUUAGUACUUUUGACUACAUUUUGGACAGGUGGUGGUUGCUGGCAUUUUUUUCUUGAGGUAGGCGUUUUUGUUUUGGUCAUGUGAUUAUGAAACAGACCAGAAUUGCUGCAAUUCCUAAAAGUUUUCUUCCUUAAUUUAGUGGCUGCUGCAUUUUGAGAAUAAAUUUUAUAUGCAUGAAUGAGAUAACCAUUAUAAGGCUCUUAACUUUUCAGGGACUAAGAUGGUUAGUUAGGCUAUAUUAAUUAUUAAUCUAAUUUCUUCAUGUAGAAAUGCUUGAAUAUGUAGUUAAGCAUCAACAUAUCAGGGGUUGGAGCAUCUCUCUCAUGAAGACAGGCUGAGAGAGUUGGGGUUGUUCAGCCUGGGGAAGAAGAGGCUUUGGGGAGACCUUAGAGCAGCCUCCUGGUACCUAAACGGGGCUACGAGAAAGCUGGAGAGGGACUUUGUGCAAGGGCGUGUAGUGAUGGGACAAGUGGUAAUGGCUUUAGGCUGAAAUGGGGUGGAUUUAGAUUAGGUAUUGGGAAGAAAUUCUUCACUGUGAGGUUGGUGAGACCCUGGCACAGGCUGCCCAGAGAAGCUGUGGAUGUCCCAUCCCUGACAGUGCUCAAGGCCAGGCUGGAUGGAUGGGGCUUGGAGCAACCUGUGGACGGUGUCCCUGACCAUUGCAGGGGGGUUGAAACUAGAUGAUCUUAUAAGGUCCCUUCCAGUGCAAAACAUUCUAUGAUUCUGUGAUAUCUCAUAUGGUAUAUUUAAGGGAGUGACUAUACUUACACACUGGAAUUUGAUUUGUUAAAUAAAGCAGAUUGGCUUCAUUAACAUAUUAGAGUGCAGAGAAGAAAACCCCACUUUUCUGUAUAUAUAGGAUAUAUGGCUGGAUUUUAUGGAGACAUCCAUGGCCCACUUUUUUUCAAAGGUUAAUUUUCCAAAACAGGUCAAGUCUUUCCACAAAACAGAAACGCCCUUGGGGAUGGAAACUACCUGUGCUCAGUGUAGAAGGCCAGUUGCCAAGUUAGGUUGUUGGUUUAUUUUGUGCUAAUUUUAUUUCUGAGCAGGUAUUUCCUUUAGUGUAUAACUUCCUUUAGGAGCAGAAAAACAGGAAAGAAAUUGGUAAUGAGUGCACUGCGAGCAAACAUGCUGUCAGCAUGGAGUCUCACACUUCCAGUCUCUAGUGUAGUUCCAGAAAGUUCACCUAUCUCAAAGUUGUAACUCACCUCCCAAGCAUGUGGAAAAUAGUAGUAGUUUCCAAGUGAAUAGUAAUUACGAAGAUAACAUUGUAGCAUACGUUGGCCCUUGUUUUGUGUGAAAUUUCACACUGUUGCCUUAUUAGAAUCUCCUUGAUGUCCUCUGGUUUCUGAACUGCAGUUCUAUCAAAGACACCUUUGAUGGCUUUAGAAGAGAGGAAAACUUCUAAGUCUAGAACUUCUUCAUCAAUUACCUGUUUCUUUUUUGCUGCCGAGGAUGCAAAUUUGAUACAUUACUCAAGAAUCUAGAGCUUCCAGCUCCUUUCUCUUCUUCUUUCUUUCUUGUCUUUGAGAUCUGUGGGCUAGGUGUGUUGAUUUACAUAAUUGAUUUUGAUCGGGUUUAGUACUUGUAUUCCCCCUUGAUGUUAGUGGGUGUAAUCAUUUUGAAACAUGCUGAUUUGUAAGUCAGCAUAUCUUAAUAGUAGCUAAAUGUUAAAGUGCCUGAGCUUGGUGCUUUGGUUCCUGGCUGGGAGGAUUGCUAUCUCUGCACACAUGAAUGCUUGUGUAGUUUGGCUUACGGUUGUUCAGGUCUUAAUUCUGACAUUUUAUUACGUUAAAAAUAGUGAAUGACUCACUUCUUUAGGCGUGUUUUUACUUGUGAUUUGUGUGAGGCUGCCCUUGGAUGGAAAUAGGAGUUUGAUUAAAAGUGCACUGAAGUAAUAUUUAAAGCUUUCUUUAUUAGUUACAACUAGAUUAAGUAAACUGAAUGUCCAGGGAAAUAAAUUUUGGUGGUUCUGUUUUGUUCCAAACAUAUGGGUUUAUUGAAGUGUGAAUUGUAGUUGGUGAAGUUAGAAUAGAAGAGAGAUUUAGAUGGCUGAAGAUACAGAUAGGAACCUGUGACAUUUUCAGAUCUUUUGAGUGUUUCCCAGAUUUUGGAAACUUAUUGGAAGUUAGGCAUCUAAUCUGGCAGCCGCCUUAAUGGGAUUUUCAGAAGAAUUUACUACUUUUCCUAGUACCAAAGUAUCUUAAAAAAAAAUAAAAUUUUAAAAAUUUGCAUGUCUUUCUGUUUUGCCCUUAUUAUUUGGAAAAAAAUAAAGCAAAUUUUGUUUUGAACUAGACCAGUUGAAGAAUAUUUUAUAUAUAUAUAUCUUAUACCUUUCCCUACUAAUUAAAUUGGAAAUGGUCAAUAUUCCAUGUUAUACAUUGAAGUAUAGUGUUAACACUUCCAUGUUUGUAGUACAGAAUGGAUCUGUGUUUAUCAGUCUUUGCCUGACCUCAGAAGUUAAACAGAUUCAGGGAAGGCAAUUAAUAGCCUGUUCCGUAACUCAUUAACAUUUGAUGACUAAUUUUUGGAAUGGUGUCAUUCAGAUUUGAAGUACAUGAACAAAUGUUAAAAGCCAUCUCAUUAAAAUUACUUAAGCUAAAAAGAAUAAUUGCUUAAAAACAAACCCUCUUAUCAACCUGUUAAUGUUGCUCUCCAGCUUGAUAGGGUGUUACUUUGGAUUGCUCCGUAAUAAUUUGUUUUAGUUUGCAAUCCAUUACCACUAUGGCCUUCCAGCAGCUACCUACCAGUCCUGUUUUAGACAGCUCACUUCCAAGAAGUUACUCAGAACAAAACGGUCAUCCCAGUGACAUUGUUGAAGGGGAAAGUCUUAUUCAUAGAACUUGUAUUCAAGGAUUAUUUUUAUUGUAUCAGAAUUUCAGUUCAGGAUAUUGAGCUAACUUCAGCCAUAGAUCUCUUCAUCCGUAAAUCAGCAAUGACCACCACUGUGCACUGAAACUACAGGAGACCAGUGCAUCCGUAAACAUCUUUUAAAGUUCAUAGUUUUUCAGUUAGCUGAGAUCUAAAAGCUGUGUGCCAACCCAGUACGGUGCAGCGAGAGAGGUGUUCAUUCCAUGGGGACUGGGGAGAGCUGAGCCUCUUACAGUUAGUUCUCCUUUGGCAAGUAUGUGCCUUCGGAGAAGCUGGUUCUUAUUUCAGUGCCUCAGUUUUUCAGCCUAUAAAAUGAGGAGAAUUCCUCUUUUUAAAAUUGUCUUGAACUCUUCAGAGAGGUAUGAGAGGUGGGUAGUCUUGGAUGACUUUCCAGGCACUAAAUGAUGUUCCUAUACCAUUUAUCCUGAUUCUUUGAACAGAUUUGCUUCUCUUGGGCAAAUGGCAGUAUGAAUGAUGGUAAUUUUAGACCCGAAAUUCAGAGAUUCUUGGUGUAUUUAUCGUUCUCCUGAGGAAUGUUUAGUAUGGUUCCAUUACAAGGGGAUGAGAUGCAAUUCCUGACUUUGUGACAAAUACAAAAUUUUGUUCUUUAGCAAAUGGUUAUCAUUGGCAGCAAAACACAGUAUGGAUGUGGAAAACAGGAGUCACGUACAUAGUAUAUUCCUACCACAUGCACCUCCGUGGAGCACAUCAAGGAAAUGAGAUGGUUUCAGACCAGCUGUAAACCAAGGACUCCGGCUUUGUAAAUUUACAGUUCAAAGGUGGUUCACAUCACAUAAAUGUUCUGCAACAAGACUCCUGUCAUCUCCUCGAUCUUUUCUGCUACUGAGGGUUAUACUCAAAUGUUCCAGCUAUUUAUAGUAAUUAAUUUCACAGUUUCAACGCGUCUUCUGUUGAACAGGUCUGCUUUUUAAGUUAUCAACUGUCAGCUGCAUGCUGCCAAAGUGUGUUUAAUCUUACUAGCAGGUGUAUAUCAAUUUCUCCAUGGCAUCCUUGGCUGGUUCUGUUAUCUAAUGACUAGAAUGGUGCGUAUUAGUUUUGCUCUUAUUUUUUUUCCCCUGUUCUGAAGAUUUAUAUUCUCUAAAAUUACAUCAGAAGAAGAAGUUGCAGUACCAAUGACAACUUUUGCUAAAGCGUGGUACUACUGAUGCUCUGCCCAAACAGAGCUUAAUCCACUGGUUUGUAUUGUUCUUGAAACUUUACUCCUAAGCCAGGAAAAACAAUGCUGUAGAGAGACCUGGGAUGCCAGUAGAGCCAUGAGCUAUUUAUUUCCGUGGGCCUAACACACUGAGGAAGUCUGCGUGUCUGUGUAGCCAUUUAAAGUUCAGUGCAAAAUCUGUUGAUGGAUUCGGUUGCAUGUUAAGCUGUUAUCAGAUGAUCAUGAUAGUGGUCAGUGAUGCAGGGAUAGGGUGCACACUAAUUUGGUGAGAAGAAGCUGUGACUUGAAGCAGGUCAUUGCUUUAGAUGACCAGUACCUUUGUACGCCCUCAAUGUGCUUGUGGUUUAGUGACUUCAGUGGUUACCUGCACCUGAAACUUGAAGGUCUGAAUUCAAGACUUAUGCUAACCUGUUGUUAUACCAGAUAGUAAUCUCUCUUUCCUCCUUCAAAUAUUAACACUUUGUCUGUUUUGCUUAAUUAACUGGCUUUACCUGAACAAACAGUGAAUAUGGGUUUUGACUAUUUUGACUGUUUUCCAGUGAAACCACCAGUGAAAAUUAAAAGAGUUUGAGAUUCCUGUUUGUGUAUAUUUUUUUACAUCUUCUAAAGAUGAUGAGAGACACUAAAUUAGUAGUAAUUAAAGUGGCAUUAAUUAAGCAUUCUGUUUCAAGUGGGUGAAUGUUAAAAAACAUCUGUCUUUGAAUUGUAUUACAGGCAGGGCUCUGUUGAAAUAGAUCUUUGAUAUGGCUGGCAGGUAUUUCUACAGCCUUCAUCUUACACCAAGUCAUGUAUUGUCAUAUGGAACUUGUGAAGUACGUAAUUUCAAGUAAGGUAUUUCUGCAUUCACCAUUCAUCAUGGACUAAAAUGAUAGUGAUGUGUUAGACAGAUGUGUCCCCGGUUAUUCCUUGAGCUUUGGAGUGCAAAAGAACAAUGCAAGAUGAAAUAAAUCUGGAAGUAUUGAUAGAUGUGGUACUCUGGUGUCCUUCAUGAUGGUGAUUUUACUGUCACAACUAUGCCAUUCUUAAUUACGUUUUUGUGUUUACAUGAAAGAUAAGAUAAAACCUGACCACAUUUUUAACAGGAAGAGAAAUGUCCAAACAAGAAAACAGGCUUUGGUAGCCUGUGGCUGUUGCUUUAUAACCACUCCCAAGUAUUUUGACCCCUGCUAUUCCACCACCCCGUUGCUCCUACUGUCUCCUUAUUUUUCUUUUCUCCUGUCUGCAGCAGUCAUGCUUACCUGGCUGUAUGGAAAUGACCUGGGGGUGGGUGUGGGUGAGGAAUGGAGUGUGACAUGUUUAAGUGAAGCCCUUCUGCACAGACAAGAUGAACCAAAUAAGCAUUGGGAAUGUAGGUUCUUAGGGUUUUUAAUCCUUAGCUCUGGUUCUGCUUGUUCUCUAGUAGAAUGCCAAAGUGAAAUAAAUGGGUUGAUGAUGACGUUGAGAGUUCAGUUGGAAAAUGGUGGAAUGUUGAAGAAACUGUAUUUUUAGUGGUUUGGUGUUGAUAAGCUUUAAGUAGACAAAAACACAGAAGCAGAAAAAGUAGCUGUUUAAUAUGGAAAACGGGAAAAAUGUGGCUGGCUUAUCAAUGGUUGAGGGAAAUCCACAGGUGUACAGAUUGGGAAAAUGGGGUAAUUCUUGGAAGAGGAAAUCUUAGUGAACAUGGUUUUACCUCUCCAGCUUUAGAUGCUGUGUUGAUGAAGUAAAUUGUCUUAAUUCAUGGGCCUAGCUUUUGAUGAGAAUUAAUUACAGACUCUUCUACUUUUCAUUUAUCUUUGAUACUUUUGUUGGUGUUUUUUUCUCUACAAGAGUUUUAGUGCUAGCAAUCAAGUACUACUUUAGAAGUAAGUUUUAGACAGUUACUUUUAAGGGGUAACUAUGAAAGGCUUUUGAAAAAGUGCUAAUAUGUAAAUUAAUUUUAUUUUCCUGCUUUCAGUCACCCAAGUGCAGCCAGUGAUCAUGAGAUGUUACCACGGAACCUACCUCAGACUUCGCUUUUGCUCAUUCAGUUGCUGCAUCACAGAUCUCAACAGGAGCUCUGCAGACACUCUUGAAAGUCUGAACAGAUUGUGACAUCAAGUCAGAGGGUGAUGACCUAAAUAGUAGGUCAAAGUCUGAAACAUUGAUUCAGCAGUCCAAGAUAACACUGCUUUUUUUUUUGUCAGUAUCACUUCUGAAGGCUGUAGAGACCUCCUGUCGUUUCUUCCCUGGUUGCUUCAGAAACAUUCAGCUGACCUUUCUCUGGCGAAAAGGUCUUGACUUUUCUCUCUGGUUCUGGAAAUAUUAAUGGAAUACAGUCAUGUCUACCCAAGACGAGAGGCAGAUAAAUACAGAGUAUGCUGUAUCCUUGCUGGAGCAGUUAAAAUUCUUUUAUGAACAGCAAUUGCUAACUGACAUAGUGUUGAUUGUGGAGGGCACAGAAUUUCCCUGCCAUAAGAUGGUUCUUGCAACAUGCAGCUCGUAUUUCAGAGCCAUGUUCAUGAGUGGGCUAAGUGAAAGUAAACAAACACAUGUGCACCUGAGGAAUGUGGAUGCAGCCACUUUACAAAUUAUCAUAACUUACGCAUACACGGGUAACUUGGCAAUAAGCGACAGCACAGUAGAACAGCUUUAUGAGACUGCCUGCUUCUUACAGGUAGAUGAUGUGUUACAACGAUGUAGAGAAUACUUAAUCAAAAAAAUUAACGCAGAAAAUUGUGUGCGUCUGUUAAGUUUUGCUGAUCUCUUCAGCUGUGAAGAGUUAAAACAGAGUGCUAAAAGAAUGGUAGAGCACAAGUUCACAGCUGUGUACCACCAGGAGGCUUUCAUGCAACUGUCACAUGAUCUACUGAUAGAUAUUUUAAGCAGUGACAAUUUAAAUGUGGAAAAGGAGGAGACAGUUCGUGAAGCUGCUAUGUUAUGGCUGGAGUACAACACAGAAUCACGAUCACAGUAUUUGUCCUCUGUUCUUAGCCAAAUCCGAAUCGAUGCACUUUCAGAAGUAACGCAGAGAGCCUGGUUUCAAGGCUUGCCACCUAAUGAUAAAUCGGUGGUGGUGCAAGGACUGUACAAAUCCAUGCCCAAGUUUUUCAAGCCCAGACUUGGUAUGACAAAAGAGGAGAUGAUGAUAUUCAUUGAAGCUGCUGCUGAAAACCCCGGUAGUCUUUACUCUUCUGUCUGUUACAGCCCGCAGGCAGAAAAAGUUUACAAACUCUGCAACCCUCCUGCUGACUUGCAUAAGGUUGGGACACUUGUAACUCCUGAUAAUGACAUCUAUAUAGCAGGUGGGCAAGUUCCUCUGAAAAACACGAAAACCAAUCACAGUAAAAGCAGCAAACUCCAGGUUGCCUUCAGAACUGUGAAUUGCUUUUACUGGUUUGAUGCACAGCAAAACACUUGGUUUCCAAAGACACCGAUGCUCUUUGUUCGUAUAAAGCCAUCCCUGGUCUGCUGUGAAGGAUACAUCUAUGCAAUCGGAGGAGACAGCGUUGGCGGAGAACUCAACAGGAGAACUGUGGAGAGGUACGAUACCGAGAAGGAUGAGUGGACCAUGGUAAGCCCGUUGCCUUGUGCAUGGCAAUGGAGCACGGCGGUAGCAGUUCACAACUGCAUUUACGUGAUGACCCACAACUUGAUGUACUGUUACUUUCCCAGGUCAGAUGCUUGGGUGGAAAUGGCUAUGCGACAAACAAGCAGGUGUUUUGCUUCAGCUGCUGCUUUCGGUGAUAAAAUAUUCUAUAUUGGAGGAUUGCAUAUUGCCAGCAAUUCUGGUAUAAGGCUCCCGAGCAGUACUGUAGAUGGGUCUUCCGUAACCGUGGAAAUCUACGAUGUGAGUAAAAACGAAUGGAGAAUGGCAGCCAAUAUCCCUGCCAGGCGCUAUUCCGACCCAUGCGUUAGAGCUGUCGUCAUCUCCAAUUCUUUAUGUGUCUUUAUACGCGAAACCCACAUGAACGAGAGAGCCAAGUAUGCCACCUAUCAAUACGACCUGGAACUCGAUCGCUGGUUCCUGAGGCAGCAUAUAUCGGAACGUGUGCUGUGGGACUUGGGGAAGGACUUCCGGUGCACCGUAGGAAAGCUGUACCCAUCUUGUCUUGAAGAGUCCCCAUGGAAACCUCCAGCCUAUCUCUUCUCACCGGAUGGAGCUGAUGAAUUUGAGCUGGAUGGAGAGCUAGUUCCUUUGCCACCUGUAUAGCUCCCAAACUAGACUGCGCAACUGAUUCUGUGCUCAGUUACCUUGAAAUAAAUGGUUGUGAAAGAACAGGUCUGGAAACAAAUGUCAAACCUGUCUUUCGUGAGUUGUAUUUUUAUGCCCUACCUAACACUUGCCGCUGUUCAGUAUGAAUCCGUGAGAUGAGCAGAUACGCUUCCAUAAUCUGAAAUACUAUUAUCUGAUAAUUGAGAAACAUAUAUGUAUAUCAUAAGCUUAAGCAUCUGACUUGUCUACAGAAUUUCUAGUUCUAUGAAGUCUCAGUUCAGGAAAAUUAGCUUCAAAAAAAGUAGUUACUGUUUCUAGGAUGAUGCCACAACUCUUUUGAAAGUUCCUUCCAGUGAUAUUUGAACUUCUGGAUAUUCUACUUAAGUGCUAGUUAUAUAAUUGUCAGUGUGGCCUAAUUAAAGGACUGUGCCGCACUUAAUACUAAUAUCCAUGUUGGUAUAGUAAUGCCAUUAAAAGAAAAAGAAAAACAAAUCCCAUGGAUCUACCUGUGGUAGGAAGGGUAGAUCUUCCAUUGUAUGGUAACAUGCAGGGCAAAAUGACUGCAGGUUCAGUCAAGCUGUAUUAUUAGGUGCAUGUAUUAUUCUAUUUUCACUAACUUAUACCUGUCUAUUUAGAAUACAGGUCUUCCAAGCAGCUGGUAAGUUUGCCAGGUGUGGACUUAAGUUGCUGGGCUUGCAAUAGGAGCCCUCAUAGUGCGGGUCUCUGUGGAGCUUUGGUCAGUAAAUGUCUCCACAUUCUGUAUUACAGUAACAUUGGCUCAUGUAUAUUACUUCCUGCUGCUGAUGUAUUUUUCCAUUGUAAAACAAAGGUUUAGUGUGGAUUAACCAGGUCUUUAUUUUCUGUUAAUUUAAUAACAAGCAUUACUGUAGUGUGAUUGUGUAUAGAUAUCCCUUAGCUAUCAGGUUUUUUACUUUGGGGGGGAGCAAACUUCAGGAAAAGCCUGUGCUCUUGUGUGCAGGAGAGCAGAUGACUAGUGCUGCUCUGGCAUUAAUCCCAGGAACCACUAGCAGUAGCGGGGCACCGCCAGUCUAACAGGAACACAGGUGCUUCAUGACAAACCUUAGUAGCAUGUUCAGCUGCAUCAUGUUCUGGCACUGUAUUUUGAAUGAUAUUAAUUUAUUAAAAAAGACUGAAUCCA